Molecule: messenger RNA, 3155 nt
Organism: Aegilops tauschii subsp. strangulata
Lineage: Eukaryota; Viridiplantae; Streptophyta; Magnoliopsida; Poales; Poaceae
Source: RefSeq, a predicted model, not a curated record
CGCUAAAAAAUCCAGUCCCCUCGAUCUCCCCCUCCUCCCUCUCCUCUGCGCCCGCCUCCGUCCGGGAUCAAACCCCCCUCCCCCGCGAGCUCCUCCUCGAUGCGCGGCUCUCUCGAUCCCGAUCCAUUCAGAGGGGCUGCCCCUUCUCUCCUCGCUCGCCGCUUGGUCGUAGAAAAGAAGUCCGGGCAAGGGACAUGGCCGCCGCCAGUGGCAUUUUCCCAUCGCGCCUCGAUUUGGCCGGCUCGGCGGAGGCGCUCGCGGCCUGGAGGGUCGGCGGAGCGCCUCACCUUGGCCUGGAGGCUGGCCGCCAUGGAGCUCGCCUCGGCCUAGAACUGGGGCUCGACGGGGCCUCCCGGCCCAGUUCAUUGCCGCAGCCGUCUCGGCUGUGCACGCCGGCGUCGUGACGUGCUGGCCAGGCACUGGUUGCUGCCUCACCCGACCCCAGCGUGCUUGCAGGCCUCUCCGGCAUCUCUGCUCCUGGUUCGCUCUGUUUACUCGUGGACGCCAAAGGGGGUCGUGACCCCCCCUCCAAAACUGUAUUUUGUUACUAAUUACUAAGCGUUUUGGUGCAGCCCAUCCGUGGAUCAUCUCUUGCCAAUUUAAUUAUUAUCUACAUUGUUUUUUGAGCAUUAGAUCCAUUAACUGAAAGGUAUAGACGUACUCUGUAUGUACAAAGCUUGUGUUGUUAAGAUGACAAAUCGACGACUGCCGAUGAGACGACUGCCAUAUGUUCGAUUACCUUGUGAAAUCAUGUCAUUCGUAUAAGUUUUUAUGCAUAUUUUUCUGCCAGCUUAAAAGUUGCCCCCCCUAUAGCUUGUCACGGUACGCCACUGGCUGUUUGAGCACCACUAUGUAGAUAUUAGAUGAUAUAUGUGCGUCAACAGAGCAGAGGAUUCAGGUUUAGUCAUCCUCUGCAUUGCAUUUGAUUCAGAUUACUAUAAGAUGAUUUUUAAUAGAUAUUUGGUCUUAAAUGAGUCACAUUGGAAAUGUUUUUUCCUAUUGAUUCAGAGUAGUAUUUUCAUGAACAACCUAUCACUGAUACAUCGCCUUUCAUGUUCAUUCACAUAUGCUUAAUACUUCUGAAUAAUGUACGUCAAGAGAACCUAGGGUUCAGGUUUAGUGCAUCCUCUGCAUGUUCUACAGCUUGACCUUGAGCUUCAUUCAGUUUGAGCUGCCUCAAAUUUUAAUAUGAGUUAAACUGAUUUGAUUUUAUGCCUGCUUAAUGUAUUGCGUUUCUUCUUACAUUGACUCAAAAUUUUAUGUCUGGUUUACCUACACAAGGGCACAAUGAUGAAUUUUACGGAGGAUGCUCCUGUAAAGAAAGGCUCUGUUAUCUUAACAAGGAUGGAAAGUAUAACGGCAUACAAAAACCAACGUGGACAACCCAGAUCUGGAACUCCAGAACAAUCUGACACUCCAGUGUCUGCUAAUGACAUGUGUUCCCUUGCUGAAUGGCCAUCCCAUGCUCGCCGCAACCGUGCACUACUACAGGAUGCUGGUGGACAGAAGAAGAAAGGGCGAGGUGUUCUAAAAGGUUUUAAAGCAUCUAAGAAGCGUUUUGCCAAUGGAUCUGCAAAGCUAAAUAUUACAUUCUCUGAAAAAUUGGGUGGUACAGUAGGAAUGAACUAUCGUUCGUUCAAGGAUGACGUGGUAGUCGUAAUGAAAAGAAAGUUACCACUCAUUGGAGUGAGGACGUGGUCGGACAUUCACCCUACCAUUCAUCGACUCAUUAUUGCAGACAUGAUAGACAGAUGGGACUUGGAAGAUACACCAGAAACAGAAGAAAAAGUUCUCAAAAUUGCGAAAGAGCGAUAUAGAGGCUGGCGAUCAACUCUAAGCUCCACUUACAAGGCAUACAAAACAGAUGCAGCUAGAUUGGCUAAUCUGCCGGAAGAUUUGCAACCAGAAGAGUGGGAAUGGAUGAUUGAGUACUUUGGCACUGAUUCAAAAUUUCAGGAUCGCAGCCAAAAGAAUGCCGAUAACCGCAAGAAACAGAAGACAAAACACAUAAUCGGAUUAAAAUCUUACUCGCAAGUUAGUUUUGAGAAGAGAAACUUGGAAACUGGAGAAGAGCCAGAUUGUAUUGCUCUGUGGGAACUCACCCACACGAACGAUGGAACAUGGUCUAACACAGAUUCCCAGAAAGUUUACGACAAAGCACUUCAAGAGGUUAAAAUCAAAGAAACUGACACUGAAGGUCCACUUUCAAGUGAGCAGAAAAACAAUAUUUUCCAGACCGCUUACAAAGACACUCUGGAAUGCAAGUCAUCGCAGCCUCGUGGGUACGGAUACAUGGCCAAAACUUCAACUGGUUCUGAAAGGUUUCGUAUCCAGAUCGAAGAGCAAGCUCAUGCUACAGCAGCCACCCAGGAGCGAAACUCUCAGCUCAGCCAGCAGGUCAACGAAUUAGAAGAUCAACUACAAGCUGAACGUGCAAACACACAAGAGAGGAUUAACUUGGAGUGUGCUGAGAGAGAACAACUUGAGGAGAGGUUAAAAGAAGAGUGUGCUGAAAGGGAAAGAUUGUUGCAAGAGGAGCGAACAUCAAGACUGGAAUUUGAAAGAAACAUGAUGGCAAAGUUUAUAGAAUUGAGCCAACAGAUGGGAACCCAACAGGUGCCUACGAAGAGGGUUGACAAAGAAAAUAGUAAUCCAAACUUGCAAAAUAUUCUUUUACAGAGAUCUAGUCCUAAUAAGACUCCAGGUUCAAGGCCAACUGCUAUUUCUUCAAAUGCGCUCAUACAAGCUGCAACAAGGCAUUCUCGAAUGUUUAAAGCAAUGGAUCCAAAGAACUAGCUGGAUUGGACUCUAGAUCACGGGCAGUUUAGUCUUCGAAGUUAAUUAGGAUGGCUAAAUUACAUUUGAGUUUUAUUUGAUGGAUAUUUGCUAUGAGAAUUAUGAAUUUUAUGAAUCUGCAUAUUAUACGUAUGGUUUUGAAUAUUGUAAUCGAAAGCCUGUAUUUUUUUACGGUUGCAAUAGACUAUUACCACAACCCACUUUCGGUUUCCACAUGCUAGCACCACUAAAGAUAUAGUGUUGCGUUAUAUCUCAUUCGCUACGCCUAUCUGUUUUGUUGCACUAGGAUGUUGCAACGGAGCACUUUAUAUUGUUGUAAUAGCUUGGUGCCACAAAAAAUUUCAUGAUGCGAUAACAGU